Molecule: messenger RNA, 656 nt
Organism: Aspergillus melleus
Lineage: Eukaryota; Fungi; Ascomycota; Eurotiomycetes; Eurotiales; Aspergillaceae
Exons: 2
Coding region: 225-548 (107 amino acids)
Source: RefSeq, a predicted model, not a curated record
UCCUCUUGGCUGCCACCGGCUCGGCACGGAUUUCAAGUUGGCCCCCAACGAGCGGCGAAGCUAACUAACUGCCUGUAUCGAAGUGGAUCCGACUGGUUGAUUCAUUUCGAUUCCGCAGGAAAUCGGAAUUCUUCGGCCAGACUCCGCUUGCUCAGGACUCAGGAGUCAGGCCAUGGACAUUGGACCGACGGAGUUUGCGGAGAAUGUAAAAUAGCCGGCAAAUAAUGAUUACGGCGUUGGUUCUUGAACUCUCCACAUCGUCUCGCCCCUUCCCGAUUAUCUUCGAUGUCCAUCGUUUCUGGUCGCGAAGCUGGAACCCAGAGUGUCCAUUCGCGUUGCCCCCCGUGAGCUCUUUACUCUCGCUUUUAUGUGAGGAACUGAAUCCCGGGAUCUUUCUCAGUAAAAUGCGCAAGGAUGGUAGGGAGCCUGUGAUCAGUGCCAGUCCGAAUUCGACAUUCAUCCAGAUCAGGGGAGUGGCGCCGGAAUCUGAGGGGAGGUUUGCAUUAGGAGGUAUGCAGAUUGAAGAAGGGUUGGAAACAUACAGGUAAAGUCAGUGUCGUCUUUCUGGUAUACGAGGGUUGGCAGACGUGCGAGACCAGCAGCGCAUGCGACGAGACCUAGAUGCGAUUCAUUAAUCCAUUUACUCUUAUCAGAUA